Messenger RNA from Neurospora tetraspora, 1308 nucleotides. RefSeq lists its product as uncharacterized. The transcript has a single exon. The record is from RefSeq and is a predicted model, not a curated record. Lineage: Eukaryota; Fungi; Ascomycota; Sordariomycetes; Sordariales; Sordariaceae. The coding region runs from base 121 to 1170 and encodes 349 amino acids.
CUACAAAACAUCAACCUCGGACUCUUUACCUCCCAUCACCACAAAUCCACGAACUCUUCCAUCACAUUGCCAAACAAAACCAAACCCAACCCUCAUCCCAAAUACCAAAGACAACAAAAAAUGGAAGGCGUAGACCUCCUCAUCCUCGGCGCCGGCUGGACCGCCACCUUCCUCAUCCCCCUCCUCCAACAACACAGCGACUCCCUGACCUUCGCAGCAACCACCACCACCGGCCGACCCGUCUGCGGCGUCGACACCAUCCCCUUCCGCUUUGACCCGGAAUCCAAAGACCCUGGCCCCAUUGCAAACCUGCCGCGCGCGAGGUAUAUCCUCAUUACGUUCCCUUUGACGGGGGAAGGUCAAAGUAAAUGGCUUACGGAGACGUACGAAGCUACGCACCCCCGCCGCGGGGAAAAACAGAAAAAGUACAGGUUUAUUCAAUUGGGGAGUACGGGGGUUUGGCAAGUAGAUGGACGGAGGAAGAGACAUGGGGAUAAGGGGCGGGAGGCUGAAAGGGAGGCUAGAGCUAAAGCCGAGGCUGAAGAAGCGGCUGCUGCGCAGCAGGAGCAGCAACAACCCCCUUCGACAGAAACCAAAAAACCCUUCCACUUCACAACCCGCCACUCCCCCUACCUAACCACCGACCCGCGCGCCAUCGCCGAAGACGAACUGCGUUUUUCGUCAGUAGUCGACGGCAUGGUCCUCUCUUUGUCCGGGUUGUGGGGCGGCAGCCGCGAUCCGCGCAACUGGGUGAGCAGGGUUGCUUACUCGAAGGAGGCGAUGAGACACAAAACGAGUUUGCAUAUGAUCCAUGGGGUGGAUAUAGCUAGGGCUGUUUAUAAGAUUAUCACUGCUUGUGAAGAAGAUGACAAGGAAGGUUCGGAGGAGAAAAAGUGGGAGGAGCAUGGAAAGGGGCAGAGGUGGAUGUUGACUGAUGGGUUUGUGUAUGAUUGGUGGGCGCUGUUGAUGGGGUGGGCUACUACGGAGGGACAGGAAGACGGGGAGCCGAGUGAGCAGGCUAGGUGGGUGAUGGAGUUGAUGGAGGAGGAAGGGGUGCAAGCGCUGCCGAGGAGUAUGGAGCUUAUGGGAAGGGCGUAUGAUUCGAGAGAGUUUUGGAGGACGUGGGGGUUGGUGCCGGUGAAGGCGAGGGUUGGGGUUAAUGCUCCUUAGAUGGAUGGGCCAAAGGCCGAGAAGUAGGAGGCAUCAGGUUGGGAGAGAAAGAAGGGCGGCAGGUGGAGGGCCGUUGUACAUUAUCACAAGACACAAGCAUACCAAAAAUUGAGAGAAAAAUAGAGAAUAACCAAAACA